AUGAAGACUGUCGUGGCAUUGGCAUGUUUGGCCUUAGGGCUGGUUGGGGCGAGCCUGAUUCCUCCGAAACACGUCUACAAAACGAAGCAAGUUGAUGCUGAUUUUGGGACGAAGCAAGAAAAGAUUCUUAAGCUCUUCCUCCAUCCCAAGCAAGUUGACCCUGAAGCUGAAUACUACAAGAUUGGCAAGGACUACGACAUCAAGGCCCAUUUCGAUGACUAUACCAACAAGAAAGCCGUCCAAGAGUUUUACGAAUUAUGGAGCUUUGGCAUGCUACCCAAGAACGUGCCUUUCUCCAUCUUUUACAAACAACAUCAACGUGAAGCAAUCGCUCUUUUCAAUAUUUUGUACUAUGCCAAUAGCUUUGAAGUUUUCUACAAGACAGCUUGCUUUGCUCGCGUAUACUUGAACGAGGGACAAUUCUUUUAUGCCUUCUACAUUGCUCUGACUCACCAUGCCGAUACCAAAGGAAUGGUCGUUCCAGCUCCAUAUGAAGUUUACCCAGAACUUUUCACAGACUCUUAUGCGUGGAACAAGAUUUACCGUACCAAAAUGCAGGAUGGAGUUUUUACUCCAGAUUUCGGAAGUGAAUACGGAGUUGUUCACGAAGGAGACAAAUGGAUUAUCUACUCUAACUACUCUGACUACUUUAAUUUCAUUAGUGAUGAAUACAAAAUUUCUUACUUCACUGAAGAUAUUGGCCUGAAUGCUUACUACUAUUACUUCCACUCAUACUUCCCAUUCUGGAUGGACGGUGAUCUUUACCCAAGCAUGAAGGAAAACCGUGGCGAAGUAUACUUCUAUUUCUACCAGCAGUUGUUGGCUCGCUACUACUUAGAAAGACUUUCAAAUGGAUUAGGACCGAUUCCUAACUUCUCAUUCUGGCAUGCGAUUAGCACUGGCUACUACCCCAACCUCUACUAUUACUAUCCAUUUGUACAGAGACCUUCUUACUAUCAAGUUCCUUCUAUAGAGAAAUAUGAAGAGCUUCAAUUCCUCGACACCUAUGAGAAGACUUUCAUUCAGUAUCUUCACGAAGGACGUUUUAAGGCCUUCAACCAGGACGUAGACCUACACAACAGCAAAUCUGUUAACUUCGUUGGCAAUUUCUGGCAAGCUAACGCUGAUUGGUAUGGAAAAGUUGGACGUAGAGGCCCCUACUACUCGUAUGAAGUAAUAGCUCGUAAUGUUCUUAGUGCUGCUCCACAAUAUUAUGACAAAUACAACUUCGCGCCAUCAGCUCUUGACUUCUACCAAACAUCCUUACGCGACCCUGUCUUCUACCAGCUAUACAGCAAGAUUAUUAAAUACUUCAUUGAAUAUAAGAAGAUGCUUCCUGUGUACACUAAAGAUUCACUGCACUAUGUCGGUGUUAAGGUUAACGAUGUUAAGGUAGAGAAGCUGGUAACAUUCUUUGAUUAUUAUGACUUCGACGUGUCUAACGGCGUAUACUACACCCAAGAAGAACUGAAGAGUCAAAACUACACACACUUCUUUGUCCGUCAACCUCGUCUUAACCACAAAGAUUUCAAAGUUUAUGUUGACUUGAAAUCUGAUGUUGAAGGAGAUGCUGUAGUGAAAAUCUUCAUGGGUCCUAAGUAUGAUCACAUGGGUUACCCUAUUAGCUUGGAAGACAACUGGAUGAACUUCGUUGAAUUAGACUGGUCUGUACACACACUCACUAAGGGCCAAAACAAAAUCGAACGCUCCUCUUCUGAAUUCUUCUACUUCAAAGAAGACUCUGUAUCUACAUACGAAAUCUUCAAAACACUUCCCGAAGGAAAAGUACCAUUGGACAUGUCUGCCGAGUCUGGUGCUUUCCCUAAGAGAUUACUUCUGCCUAAAGGCACCAAGAGUGGUUUCCCGUACCAAUUCUUCGUAAUGGUUUAUCCUUAUGUGCCUGCCGAAAAAUAUGACACCAUUAAAGCUUUCGAAUGGGACAGCAAGCCUUUCGGUUAUCCAUUUGACCGCCCAGCUUAUGAACCAUACUUCGUGCAGCCUAACAUGUUCUUCGAAGAUGUUGAAGUAUACCAUGAGGGAGAAGAGUUCACAUACAAAUACAACGUGCCUUAUUACACUGCUCACAACAACGAAGUGGCCUCACAUUAAGAGGAGAGAGAAAUAUUAUAUAUAAUAAUAUAAUAAUGACUCAUUAUGUAAUUGUAAUAAUACUGUUAUAACUUACAUUUACAAAUAAAAAACGGUAUAAAUAAAUCAUUUUAUUAUUUCAUCCAAUUUUUUCCAAAAAAAUAAAUGUGUGCAUAAAUGUAUCAACUGCA
Messenger RNA from Melitaea cinxia (Glanville fritillary), 2279 nucleotides. Its product is annotated as arylphorin subunit alpha-like. The transcript is spliced from 5 exons. The record is from RefSeq and is a predicted model, not a curated record. The coding region runs from base 1 to 2109 and encodes 702 amino acids. NCBI's taxonomy places the organism in Eukaryota, Metazoa, Arthropoda, Insecta, Lepidoptera, Nymphalidae.